GUGGAGCCCUGCCUGGGCUGACGCUGUCUCCAUGGCGACAGAGGGAGCUUCAGAUCCGCCAGAACGGCUGCAACGCCCAGAAAUGGCAAAUGACAAAAGGCCAGUAAGUGCUCACGUACCUUGCAAUCCAACUUUUGGGGCAUCACAAAGAAAUAAUGAAUUCUUAACUUCAUCAACGUCUUCAUGUCAUAACAGUGUACAAACUACGGUAGUGAAGCAGUAUGUGAAUAAAGUCAUCACAUCUUCUUCCCACUUACAUCAUUUGCCAAGAAAAUUUAUUUCACCCUAUGCAAAAACAGCAAUUAAAAAUACUGACAGAAAGCAAAACUCUAGACAGCCUCUGUUUGGCCCUAACAUUCAUCUGCAAUCGGCAGUGGUAUCAAGAAGGUCAGGACUUCAAGAUUGUUCCACACAUCAAACAAAAUCAGUUCAGAGCAGUGAUAGAAUAUCAAACCUAGGCACCUACAAAUCAGACAGUACAAACAAUUUCUGCCUUAUAUCGCCAUCCAAGAGAAACAGACCUGUCAGUGCUCCAGCAGGUCAGCUAAGAUGUACACAGUUCUCUUCCUCAAGACUCCAGCUGGCCCAGAAAGAAUCUGAAGUGCCCCAAGUUAUUAAAUGCCAGCCAAGGGUAAUCAAAGUAACGGCUUACAAGAAUGGCACAAGAAGUAUUUUUGCUAAGAUUGCUGUACCAUCCAUUAAGCUGCUGCUGGAGGAGUGCACUGAAAAACUGAAUCUGAACAUGGCUGCACGACGAGUGUUCUUGGCAGACGGCACUGAAGCACUAGAACCUAAAGACAUACCCCAUGAUGCCGACAUUUAUAUUUCAACUGGAGAGCCUUUUUUAGAUCCAUUCAAAAAAAUUAAAGACCAUCUGUCAUUAAUGAAGAAAGUAACUUGGACGAUGAAUGGUCUGGUUCUUCCUACUGGUGCCAAGAGAAGGAAAACCAAGCCUGUCCUUUCCAAUCGCAUGAAGAAGCUUAUUGAGAAGUCCUCAUUCAGGAUUUUGGUGUUUAAGAAUUGCUCUGGGCAGGAUGGCUAUGAGAUUAUUGCAACACAGGACCAAAUUGAAAAGUUUUUAGAUGCUUGCACAAUAAGAAUGAAUCUUACUUCACCAGCAAAGCAUCUGUACAACAUUCAUGGAGCAAAAAUUGAAGAUCUCGUCAGUGUUCCUCUGCUUGACAAAUGCCUGCAAAAUUCCAUCACACCUUUGCGUGGACCUGUUUGGGUCUCUAAGGGAGAAGGUUUCAGCCCCUCAGGAGCAAAGAUGUAUAUCCAUGGAGUUCUUUUGGCCUUAUACCAACGAUUAAAGUCUGCAAAAAACUAUUGCAAACAGAUGGAUUUUGCCAUUGAUGGUCAGAGAAGGGAAAUCACAGAAAAAGGCAUUCUUUCAAUGACAACAGAGGAAUUAUAUUUAGAGCAAGAAAAGGUGAACAAGCUGAUUGAGGAAUUGCAAGUGGCUAUCAAGAGCUACAAAGGUCACCUCUCAAAACUUGCCCCACAAUUGCAGGCUGAGCAGGAGCAGUGUGCCUCUUAUGUCUACCAACACAUUAAAAGGCUUCCAGCAAACAUUGUUCUCUCACAAGGCUUGCAGCUAAAGGUAUAUGAAAAUGGCAAAGACACAGGGGAGAUCCUAGUUUAUAUCAACAAAAAAGAGAUGGAGAAUAACUGUAGGAAUCAACCCAGUGUUAUGAUGGAUAGGCUGCUGCAUAUGAUUCAUGAAAAACUACAAUAUUCAGCAGACUUCAAACCAACAGGCCUCAAUCUUAUUCCUGCCCGGCUUUUUGAUGAGAAAGGACAAGAAAUUAAAAACCCACUUUUACUGAAGAAUGAGCAAAAAAUUUGGGUUUCUUAUGGUAAAGAUUACAGGUCUCCCUUAAACCGUGUUCUAAGUUUGACCUUUGACAGAGUGACUGCAGCUGAGAAGGAUGGUAUCACAAUUAUUUAUAAAACUCUUCUGGAUCCUAAUGUUGAUCUGCUGCCUGGAUGUGACAAUUGGGAAGCUUGUACAGAAUUUCCAGACAACUUCCAGUGCACAAACCACCAGACACUUCAAAACUUGGAAAAGGUGGACAUGAAUAGCCAUUUUAUACAGUACAAGGCCGAUCCCCAGAUAGUUUUUCAUGUCUCUGUUGCCAUGGAUAAAAUGAGGAAGGUACUUCCCAGAAGAAUGGACUGUCAGGAUCUAAAAGUCCCAUCAACACUGCGGCCUUUGGCUAACAUGUGGCUAAUCACAAAGGCUGGAAUGAUUCUGAGUCGAGCUAUGGUACAGAGCUGUCUAGCUAUUGGUCAUCCAAUUAGAGUUGAGACAGAUGAUGGCACAUCUCUGGAAGGAUAUAAGUUAACAGUACAGAAAAGAGACAAAAGUAGCAUCUAUCAACACUGGGGGUUUGGAAAUGAUGGUUCUAUCUAUUGUAAGGCUUACCCUGAGUUUGUCCUGACCUACCUAGAGGAGCUAAAUGUAAGAGAGGAGGUGACCCAGAUGGAACACCACAUCCACCAUGGGGCCUGGUCUACAGCUCAUCAGGAGAUAGAGAGCAGCUCCGCAGAAGAGGUCACUGUACCAAGCCAGAGGCAGGUUCUGCAAAAAAAUGUCAACAACUCCAAUCAGAAACAACUUUCAGGACCUUUGGACGCCCAUUUAAUGCCUGCAGGUCCCCUAAGGGAGACUAUGCAGCUGACAGUCGCACUGGUGAGGAAACUAGAAGAGAAACAUCCUAAGGCCUCAGCUCAAAGAUGGGCUAUAAAGCAUGAAGGGACAACUAAACCAGACCAAUGGAAACAUUCCAAAGUGGAGAAUCCGCUAUGGAAUAAGCUGACAUACAUGUGGCCUGUCCUUCCAAAUGGAGAACUUAAUGAGGAUUUUGACUGGCCAAUUGAGGGAUUGCUGGUUCCAAACAGUCCUUCACUUAAGAAACCAGCUGGCAAGAAGUCAGAUUGGUAUAUACCUGUGAGACUGAGGGCUUUGCACAAUGGAGACAGGGACAAAAGCAAGGCUAUCACCAUCAUUGGACCUGAUGUUACAAAUAUGCUAAACAGACAAAAUAUUCAUCCUGAAAAGAAACAGAAAACAAAGGAGAACCAGAAAAUGCAUCCUGAUGAAGACCGUGGAAUGGAAAUAUACAAGAUAGAAUUUCAGCACUUUUUGGACAAAUGUACUGCAAUGUUGAAUUUACCUGCUGCUGCUCGAAGAUUGUUCACUGAAAAAGGCGUGGAACUCUUUCUUUUGAAAGGCCUUGAGAGAGAUCAGCUGGUGUAUGUGUCAUGUGGAGAACCGUGGAUUGAUCCACACUUGACUGUGGCUCAGCACAAAAAACGUCUCCUACUCAAUAAUUUAGCGUCAGAUAUAUCUGCAAUUCAUGCCUACUGUAUCAUGCGUAACCCUGAAAUUCUAGUUUUAGGAGUAAGGAGCAAUAUUGCUGCUGGAGCCAAACUUUUUUUGGAUAGAUGUCUUGUGGCUUUUGAAGAAGAAAAACUAACUGAGGAGCUGCAGGAAAAUCAAACAGAAGAAAUGUUUCUGAAUAUAAAAGAUGAUUCAGAUCUUAAUUCACAUGCAAAAUCACAUCUUAAAACAGAUGCUUGGCAUAUGAAAUCCAAAUAUUCCUGGCAGGAAAGUUUCUGUGAUUUUCAUGAUGAUGACAGUUUUCCGAAGGACAAGGAUAAAGAAGUCUGUGAAAAUGCAGAGUUAUUUCAGAAGUACAGACCUCAACCAAAGCUGAAUGCAGAAUUGCAGAAGGCUCACCAUCAGCAGUUUGAGUUUAGAGACAAACAGAUUAUAAACUGUGCAUUCCCAGGGCUUGUUUUGGGGGUACAGGAUGCUAAUUUGCGUGCUGGGACUGAAGUUGUUUUGGUGGAAAAGAAACCUGAUGAUACCAAUCAGCGCUGGGUAUGGAGAGAUCAUGACAGGACAUUUCAUUUGAUGAGUGAUCCAAAUCUAGUGCUAGCAGUGUCAAUGCCCAGCACACAGCCUAAAUAUUCAAAAUGUGCUCUGGACAUGAAAGGGUGUGCUGUUGUUCUGCAGAAAUAUAAAGAAUACAGCAAUGGGGCUGCCAAUCAAAAGUGGCAUUACAUGGAAAAUGCAGGAGUAUUUAGUGCCUUUUACAGCACAGUACUGGAUCAAGAAAUCACAGCAGCAAAUCAUGUUUCUGUUUGCACAUUCUCUGUGACCAGUAGAGAAAAAAUAGACCAGCCAGGCUACUGUUUUCUUUCACCUAGUGGAAAGCAGAAGUUCAUGAUAUGCUUGGCUUGUGCAAGGGCCAUAAGAGGAAAGAAAGAACUGAAAAAAUUACCCACAGGUAGCAUGUUCUUCUGUGCCUCUGGCUCUGAGGAAGCAAAUCAUUUCUCCUUGGGGCCUUUUAAGUGUGUUAAUGUGAUGAAGACUGAUUUAUCCACAUUGGAAGCUGAAAAUACCUUGAAUUAUUUAGAAGAAGUUCUAGCAUCUUUGCGGACCGAAACCUCCAUACAAACAAUCUCAGAAAAGAUCUCUGCAGCUAUGAACCAGAAAGCUGUGAAAAUAAUUGCAUACAGAAAUGGAGCUGGCUACCAAAAUGGUCAGUUAAUCAUUGCUAGCACAUUCCCUAUGCUGCUUACCAUGUGUACAAGACAACUUGAACUUACCAGGAAAGCCUGCAGACUAUAUACCAGUGAUGGAAUCCUAAUGCUUACCCUGCCAGAUUUAGUCACAUGGGCUGUAAAUGAGUGUUUCAGACAAAGUGACUCAGAAGAAGACUAUAAAGAGAGAACUGCAAUCACUGACAGUGCUGAAGGUGGGGCUGCACUGCAUACGGAAGAUAAGUACAUGGAGAAAGCGAAGAUAAAGUCAGAAUUAUCCUUGAUGACUCCAGACAGUUUGAACAUGAUAGAUGAUUCUUUGCUCACCAUCAUCCUCAGAAAUCCUAUAGAGGUCUGGGUUUCCUGUGGAGAACCUUUUCUACCUUUGGAUGCUUUGCAAAAGGCAGCAAGGCAAGAGAAACAAAACUGGUUAGAGAAGGACAAAAUUUUGGCUGAUCUAGAUGCUAUGAAACAUAAAAUGAGACAGCUGCAAGGGCGACGAAUAACAGCCUUUAAACCAUCCACCUUGGUGCCCACAAAAAGCCCAGUUCAGCCUGUAGUAGUAGAAGGAGGCUGGACUGAAGAAACCGAAGAAGAGAUGAGACUCAUGGAAAAUAUACAACAUACCGAGACACACUUCUCGGAGGUUCAAGCAUCACAGUUCAAAAGAAGUUCUCCAUUUUCAUCUAAACUGCUGUCAUCCAAACACAGAUGUCUGUAUGAUCAACCAUCUGCAAAAAGAGUGUGGGCUUACCGAAAUGGUUAUAAACCUGAGCAAGGAGUUUAUGCCUGGGGAAAAACAAUUUCAGAGCUGCUGGAUAACUGCACCACCAGGCUAAAUAUGCAACAGCCUGCCAAGGCUCUGUAUACACCGGAUGGUGAGCCACUCCAGUCAUGGGAUGAAAUAGAGAGAGACAUGCUUCUGUGUGUUUCUGCUGGAAGUCCUUUUCUGAGCAGAAGAGCCAUCAAGCAGCAGGUGGAACUUAGAGCUAUUUAUGCCAGAAUCCGAAAGCAGCAAGGUCCAGAUGCCACUAAUAUUGUUGUCUCUCCUUCAGAGAAACUUAAAGGACAGGCCAAAACUCCCAGUUCACUUCUGGCUCUAACUACCGGUGCUCAUUACCAGCUCAACAACUAGAAGGGAGGAAUUGCUUUGGCUGUCAGUAAACAAGUGAUUCCAGAAGAACAGUGACAAAAUGUCAUCAGCAAAUUAUCUUUAUUUGUUUCAAGCUGACUGCAAUCUACUGGCGUACUCUUCUGCACAAUUAAUCUGGUGUGACAUAAAAUGCAUUUCAGAAAUGCUGCAUUCUGAUGGCUGACCUCCUGUAUACAAUGCACAGAUCUUGGGAAAUCAGUUACAGUGCUUGUGCAUGCAUAUGCAGUAACUGCUUUUCAAAAGUGCAUGGCAAUGUGUGCUCCAUAUCUAAGGAAAUAAUUAAGUAUUGUGGCCGUGGGCUAUGUAAAUUCCAUAGCUUUCAGAAUUAGUCCACAGUGUUGAGGGACUGGAUAAUUAGAAAGAAUUUUCAGAACCUGUUCUUGCAAAGGCUGUCUGCAGUGAUUUUGUGUUUGAAGGGAAUAGUUGCAGGGAUCAAUUCUAAAAUACAUAUAUGUAAUUUGGAGAACAAUCCUCAGUAGGAAAAAUAGCUUUAGCAUAUGUCUAUAGGUGAAGUAAUUUACAUUGAAUUGAUUAAGAAUCCUAAUUAAACUUGUUUCUAAAGAUACUUGUUUUUGUAAUGUUCUAAAGUCCACUUUUUUAUCAGGAAUGAUCUAAAAGUAAACCGUGUUCUGAGCUUCUGCAUUGGUUCCUUGCAGAAAUGAACAGCGGCAGAAAAAAGUGGCAGGCAAAACAUUUCACACACCAUAAUCGUCACAGGUAUCCCAAGUUCUUUGAAAGUGCUACUCCAUGAGCUAUACAAUCAGAUUUGCUUGUUGUGCUUCUGAAGACAAGUUACCACCAUUUUUAAUGCAUAAAGACUGUCACUAUUUUGGGAAGAAAAUCUUUAUUAGGUGGAAAAGAGCCUAAUGUUGAACAUACGCACACAAAAAGCCUUCACCUGAAGCAGACACAUAGUACACCAAAGAGAAAAUAAAUCAGUGAGCAAACCAGUGGAAAAUUGUUCUUACCAAAAGAAAGAAGCUUAAGAGCCUACUCCAACACUCACUAAAGUCAAUGGUAGCCUUUCCAUUGACUUCAGUCGGUAUUGCGUAAGAGCCUAAGUUAAUAUUCCUUGCUGUUGUAAAGUCAUUUAUUGUAGCUUUACACAGUCCCUUUCAGACAAAGCUAACAACCUACUACUUUGGCCUUUGGUGGGGGUGGCGUGGGGUCUAGCUAUGAGAUAGGCGGAGACUAAGACAGAUUUGUUGGUCAGAAUAAGAGUCACAAGAUAGCUGUAACUAAACAUAGGCAGACACUUACUGUAGAUAUCUAGAUCUUGUUCAGUGAUGAUCAUAGGUCAGGCUUGAUAAAUAUGGGUCAGUUUGCUG
Mauremys mutica (yellowpond turtle) is the source of this 7032-nucleotide messenger RNA. It is a transcript of the gene DCDC1, whose product is annotated as doublecortin domain containing 1. Lineage: Eukaryota; Metazoa; Chordata; Testudines; Geoemydidae. Gene Ontology annotation, molecular function: microtubule binding. Bases 32 to 5686 code for a protein of 1884 amino acids. Gene Ontology annotation, biological process: regulation of mitotic cytokinesis; intracellular signal transduction. The record is from RefSeq and is a predicted model, not a curated record. The transcript is spliced from 40 exons.